Messenger RNA from Vitis riparia (riverbank grape), 1758 nucleotides. Its product is annotated as UDP-D-xylose:L-fucose alpha-1,3-D-xylosyltransferase MGP4-like. Lineage: Eukaryota; Viridiplantae; Streptophyta; Magnoliopsida; Vitales; Vitaceae. The transcript has 4 exons. Gene Ontology annotation, molecular function: glycosyltransferase activity. Bases 303 to 1388 code for a protein of 361 amino acids. The record is from RefSeq and is a predicted model, not a curated record. Gene Ontology annotation, cellular component: Golgi apparatus.
AUCAUGAAACGGUGCCGUUUCGUUGUCCGUUUGUAUGCCUACGUGCAAUUGAAAUCUGCCGUAGAUCCGACUCAACGGUGAACACCGACACCUCCUGAUCUCUUUCUCCACCGUCGGAUCUGCUGACUCAAACCCCACAAAUUUCAUGCAGACAGAUCACCAUCUUCAUGAUGACAGAUCCAACUGUAACCUAGAAACCCUAGAAAUCCCACUCAAAUCCUCACAUCUUACACUCAAUUUACACUUACUGUAGCUGUUGUCGCUUCAUCUUCGUCCUUGUUUCAGCAAUUUCCAUUGCCCAAAUGUCAACAUCAAUACACCAAAGACAACAACAGCAACCCCACCAUCACCACCACCUUCUUUCUAACCCUAACCCGAUUUCCCCGCGAAAUCAGCCCGAUUGGCGACGACCCAUCUCGAUUUUCGGCCGAACGGGGCUGUUGAUUCUUCUAACACUGAUGGUGGUUGUCGGGGUUUUGCUGCCGACCAUGAAGAUGAGAAUGCCGGAUGGGCUUUUAUCCCGAGCUUCCGUUUCGAAAUGGAGAGACUACACGCUAGCUCAAGCGGCGGAGUUCGUGGCCAAGAACGGGACUGUGAUUGUGUGUGCAGUGAGUCAGCCUUAUUUGCCGUUUUUGAACAAUUGGUUGAUUAGUAUUGCAAGGCAAAAGCAUCAGGACAAGGUUCUUGUGAUUGCAGAGGACUAUGCCACCCUUUAUACCGUCAAUCAGAAAUGGCCUGGCCAUGCUGUUCUGGUUCCGCCAGCCCCUGACGCUCAAACUGCCCAUAAGUUUGGUUCUAUGGGGUUCUUCAAUUUUACUUCCCGAAGGCCUCGCCAUCUACUGAAUAUUUUAGAGCUUGGAUAUAAUGUUAUGUACAAUGAUGUUGAUAUGGUGUGGAUGGCAGAUCCAUUUCCCUAUUUGCAAGGGAAUCAUGAUGUCUACUUCACUGAUGACAUGGCUACAGUGAAACCUCUGAACCACUCUCAUGAUUUACCACCUCCAGGGAAAAAAGGGCGCACUUACAUUUGCAGCUGCAUGAUUUUCAUGCGCCCCACUAAUGGAGCAAAGUUGGUCAUGAAGAAGUGGAUUGAGGAACUUCAAGCUCAGCCAUGGUCCAGAGCAAAGAAGUCAAAUGAUCAGCCUGCUUUUAACUGGGCAUUAAACAGGACUGCAGGAGAGGUGGAUCUCUACCUGCUGCCCCAGGCAGCAUUCCCCACAGGAGGAUUAUACUUCAAGAACAAAACAUGGGUGCAGGAAACCAAGGGAAUGAAUGUUAUCAUCCAUAACAAUUAUAUCACGGGUUUUGAGAAGAAGAUAAAGCGCUUCCAGGACUAUGGACUCUGGUUGCUAGAUGAUCAUGCACAAGAAUCCCCACUUGGCAAACUAUAAAAAAACCGAAACCCCAUCAUCUCUUUCAGCAGAACCAAGCAGAGUCAUGGUUCAACCCCGCAUGAAAUGCAACCUACCAAUUAGUUCAUGAUUUCUGCAUGUAACCUUCAGCCAUGGAAUCAAACUGGAGGGUUCACCAUUGACAACUACUCAAAUCUUCCACGCUUUGUUGUCUCCCAUACCUGAAUUGCACCAAACAUCAAACUGCAGAAUGGUCCAGAUUGAUUGUUGUUUUUCUCCUGUCUGUUAGGGAAGGUGAACUGUUUAGACUGAUUCAUCUCUGUAUUCUUUACAAUGCACACAGCAUUUGUUAUCAAUCUAUAACUGCUCAAAUUCAGGCUUUUCAAUACACAGUAUUUGUUACCAAUCA